Molecule: messenger RNA, 1068 nt
Organism: Zychaea mexicana
Lineage: Eukaryota; Fungi; Mucoromycota; Mucoromycetes; Mucorales; Lichtheimiaceae
Exons: 7
Coding region: 1-1068 (355 amino acids)
Cellular component (GO): cytoplasm
Molecular function (GO): 2-oxoglutarate-dependent dioxygenase activity
Source: RefSeq, a predicted model, not a curated record
AUGGCCCCUCCAAACGCUGAAUCCCUUGCCCAAGGAAAACUCGAUCUGAAACAACUCGCUCGUGAAAAGGGUCGUUAUCUCGUUUAUCCGGAGACCAAGUAUCCUGAGCUCGCUGAAUUCGAACACGUCGAUCCUGGCCACCGAGCUGAUCCCAAGAAGGCUUCUUUGUACGAUAACGCCGAGAUAAUCUUUGACUUGACUCCUCAGAUUGGCACGGAAAUCCACGGCUUGCAGCUUAACAGGCUUACUGAUCGACAAAAGGAUGACUUGGCACUUUUGGUUGCUGAGCGCGGUGUCGUUUUCUUCCGCAAGCAGGACAUCAACGUGCAUGAAGCAAUCGAGUUGGGAAAACACUAUGGACCUUUGCACAUCCACAACACUUUCGGACACCCCAAGGGUUUGCCAGAAAUACAUGUUGUGUACUUUGAUACCAAGACACCUAAACAGUUUUUUAACUACCGCAGUGCCGGUAAUGGCUGGCAUAGUGAUGUUUCUUACGAAAAGCAACCUCCAGGAUUGACCGUGCUUAAGAUUGACUUGCUUCCAGCGGUGGGUGGAGAUACAAUGUGGAACUCACAAUACACGGCAUACGACCGCCUCUCCCCUCAAAUGAAGAAGUUUGUUGAAGGCUUGGAAGCCGUCCACACUGGUCAGAUGCAAGUUGACGAGGCAAACAAGGCCGGACACGCUGUACGUCGCGAAACACACGAGACCGUGCAUCCAGUUGUGCGUACCCAUCCUGUUACAAAGUGGAAAGCGUUAUACGUGCAACCUGGCUUCACCAAGCGCAUUGUUGGUUUCACUCGCCGUGAAUCAGACGCAAUCCUCAACUUCCUUUACAAUCACAUUGAAUCUGGUCAUGACUUUCAAGUUCGCUUCAAAUGGGAAGAAGACAGCGUUGCUGUGUGGGAUAACCGGGUUACCUCUCACAAUGCUAUCUUUGAUUAUCUCGACGUUGGUAGUCGACAUGGCUUCCGCGUUACUCCUCAAGCAGAGAAACCAUAUUUCGAUGCCAACAGCAAAUCCAAACACGAAGACGAUCUUGAAAAGGCUCAGCAAGGAAAGUAA